AUGGCAGAAGAAGCUCCAGCACCCGCUGUCGCCGCAGCGCCGGCUAAAGCGCCCAAGAAGAAGGCGGCAUCCAAGCCCAGAAAAGCGGGAUCCAGCGUUGGCGAACUCAUUGUUAAGGCUGUGUCCGCGUCCAAGGAAAGAAGCGGGGUUUCCCUCGCCGCUCUCAAGAAAGCCUUGGCUGCCGGUGGCUACGACGUGGAGAAGAACAACUCUCGUGUCAAGAUUGCAGUCAAAAGCUUGGUAACUAAAGGCACCCUUGUCCAGACCAAAGGAACAGGCGCUUCUGGUUCUUUCAAGUUGAACAAGAAGGCGGAGGCCACCAAGAAAAAGAAGCCUGCCAAGAAAGCAGCACCGAAAGCCAAGAAACCGGCAGCUAAGAAGCCCGCCGCCGCCAAGAAGCCUAAGAAGGCAGCGGCAAAGAAGCCAGCUGCGGCUAAGAAGUCCCCCAAGAAGGCAAAGAAGCCCGCUGCCGCUGCUAAGAAAGCCGCCAAGAGCCCCAAAAAGGCCAAGAAGCCCGCAGCGCCCAAGAAGGCCAUCAAGAGCCCCAAGAAAGCCAAGGCAGCCAAGCCUAAAGCUGCUAAGCCCAAGGCAGCCAAGCCUAAAGCAGCUAAGCCCAAGGCAAAGAAGGCAGCCCCCAAAAAGAAGUAA
Messenger RNA from Chanos chanos (milkfish), 648 nucleotides. Its product is annotated as histone H1-like. The record is from RefSeq and is a predicted model, not a curated record. Gene Ontology annotation, biological process: nucleosome assembly. Gene Ontology annotation, molecular function: structural constituent of chromatin; DNA binding. Lineage: Eukaryota; Metazoa; Chordata; Actinopteri; Gonorynchiformes; Chanidae. Bases 1 to 648 code for a protein of 215 amino acids. The transcript has a single exon. Gene Ontology annotation, cellular component: nucleosome.